Lymnaea stagnalis (great pond snail) is the source of this 4163-nucleotide messenger RNA. The record is from the annotation of a GenBank genome assembly. NCBI's taxonomy places the organism in Eukaryota, Metazoa, Mollusca, Gastropoda, Lymnaeidae.
ACACGUGAUCUGAAAUGAUUAAAACCGACCCUUAUCAAGAGAAUCUAACACCUGUCGCUCAUUCUGACAAUCUUGAAGUAUCAUUUCUCCCAGCAUCGCAUUUUUAUGCGUGAAAAGACCAAAAAAGUUUAAUUAAAUAUUCCAUUCGUUAAAAUAAAAAAAGAAAUAAAUAAUACCUUGGAAGUGCAUUUACUUAAGAGACUUUAAAGUUAAGUCACGUGACGAUAUUAAUGCUCCACAACCACAAGCACACACUCCUCAGCACAUCUCUUCUGCGAGUUUCAAAAAUUAUUCGUAAGUACCGUUAAAACUUUUUGAAAUAACUUCUAAAUUUGAAAACUUGUCAAAUUAGUGUUUCAAUAAAAGUCCUAUAUGAUUAUCCUAAUUGUAAAAAUGAGUAAAGAUGUGAAAUUUAUCUUUCAGUCUCCCCCCCCCCCCUCCCAACUUUCUUUUUCACCUUUUUUUUUAAACAGAAGAUUUGGGGUUCAUGACAGCAAAAUCAUGAACCCUCCAAGUAAAUAGAAAUUGCUUUUGACAUACGACCCAAAGUCUUCUUAGUUGAACUUAAAAAAAAGAAAUGUUUUGUUUAACUUUCUGAAGUUCCUGGCAUUGUUCGUGAUUGACGUCUGCAAGUAAAACAAAAAUGGUCCUAAGUUACAGUCUUAAAAAAUUUGGAUUUAGAUUUUUCGUUUAAAUUUAAAGUAGGAAAUAUAUAUAAUAAAAAAAAAGGCGGAAGAUGUUUUAAAUUGGAAAAUGUGGCAUUUCAAAUGAGAUUAAUACUUACAAAACAAAUAAAUGUUUGUUUUACCAUUUUGCAAAAAUAAUGUUUUGAUUCGUGUCAAAAUAUGGCAAAGGGGUAAAUUUAUUUAGAUAUGAGGAUUUGUUGUGUUUUUUUUUUUGUUUUUUUUUUUUUUUUUUUUACAAUUUUCCUAACAUACCAUUUUGUUUUUUGAAAUAGUAGGUAGGGUUCAUUGCGUUAAGACAUUACAGUGGCGUAGCUAGGGCUAGUUCCCCCCGGGGCUCCCACGACUCCGUCUGAAUGCAGGCUAACAUAGCAUAACAUAUAAAACCAUUAUAAUGUUACAUGCUGGCAUGAUAAUCGUAAAUAACAAAACAACUAGAACAUGUAUUUAUAAGUAUGAUCAUUUUUGUUCGUAGGUUCAACGUAACAAGAUCUCAAAGAUGAACACACUAGUUGUGAAAUUACUUGUCGCCUUUGCGUUCUUUGGCUAUUCAACAGACGGUGCAGCAUUUAUGACUAUAGGUAAAAAAAUUUAUAUAUAUUUUUGGAGAAAUAGAAAAAAAAGAUACAUUUCUGGAAAAAGUCUUUCCCGCUUUUCUAUUUAAUUUAAAUUUAAAGAUAAAAGGGAGUGAUGUAUUAGUUUGCUAUGCAUGAACAACCAUUGACGUGAGUCAAAUCAUAAUGUAUUUUGAAUACAUUCUUAGUCCUGGUUAAAAGUCCAACUUGAAAUCUCAAGUCUCCAUUUCCCUCGCAGCUGAACCAAAAGUGUAUAACACCACUUGUCAUUGUUUAUAUUCCAGUUGCCGUUGUCUGUAUCCCACUUGUCAUAGUUUGUGUUCCACCUUGUCAUUGUUUAUAUUCCAGUUGCCAUUGUCUGCAUUCCACUUGUCAUAGUUUGUGUUCCACUUACCAUUCUUUGUACAACAUUUGUCUUUGAUUGUACUCCACUUGUCAUUGUUUUUAUUCCCCUUAUUAUUGUAUGCACCCCCCUUGUUAAUGCAUGCACUCCCCUUUUAUUUUAUUUCCUCCCUUCGUUAUUGUAUUUUCUCCCCUUAUUAUUGUACUUUAUCCUCUUGAUGUUUCAUUUCCCCUUUUUGUUAUUGUAUAUACCGACCUUUUUCAGUGUCAGACUUUGUUAUUAAUAAUUAGUUCUUUAUUCAUUUGAUACAAACAUUCUGUCGGUCCAUAAAAAAAGCGCUGGGCACAUGUGUAAAACUAACACAUAAGACCUGGACAUAUUAGUAAAACUAACGUCACAUUUGGAGAUGGCGUCGGUGGGUCGUCGAGCGCGAUUCUCAAUACCCCUCCCCCGGCACACCUCCACAUGGGUCUCCCCACCGUCAGACCGUGCGGAAGCACGUCGGGAACCUCCCCCCUGUCCUGGGGGGACUGCAGAUCGACUGAAAACGCUGCGUUUAAAGCGUUCGCGGUCCACUCUCCGUGGGUCAGUUCGGCUUUGCUUCCACUCCAGGGGAAAGGUGUUGCGUUACCCCUCCCCUCCCUCCCCAACCGUCCAGGGAGUCGUCCGAUCGGGACAAAAGUUGGGAUGAAACGGUCGCCUAUGAGCAGCUUUCUCAAGGCCGCGUAGCUAAAAUCAUCGGUAGGAGUUUUGGCCGCCACCCAGACCUCAUAUCCUUUAACGGCAACAAGUAAUCAUGUUGUUGCGAUACUCCCGUUGCGUUGUGAGUCAUGCAAGUAACCGGGUUUUUUUUAGCUUCGGGAGGACAAACCUUCCUACUAGUCUGCCACGCCACGAAGAGGCAAAACCCCAUGUGGACGCCCCCCAAGUAUCCUCGGAGACGCCCCGCUUUCGCGGAAAGUAGAAAACUAACACAUUGGUCGAACUAACACUUAAGCCCUGGACACAUGUAAAACUAACUCAUAAGACCUGGACACAUGACAUGAGUGAACUAAACAAAAAUGUUAUUGCUAAAGUACCCUGUUGCAAGAAAAAGUUUGUUAUCUAAAAACUGUCAGUCAUAUUAAUCUUUCGAUUCGGUUGGUUGGCUACAAUGUCAGAUUUCUGUUCCAGGCGAAUGUCCAAAUGGUCACAAGCCAGGAGACGCCUGGAGCGAAGAAGGACAAUGUGAACGCUGCGACUGUAUGGAAAAUUGGUACGCCUGCUACAGGUAAGUAUUGGCUAGGUGUAAACAGUUGAUAUAUUGCUGACAAUUUUAAUUGUGACUGCACAGUGUGAGAAUAAUGGGUUUGAAGUAAGCGUCAACCGUGCCUCGAUGUUCACAUCUGAAAUUUGUAUCUAGAUGUUAAUAGCUUACAUUGUAUCUAAAUGUCUUACACACUAGUUGCCUUGUCUUACACAAUAGUUGCCUUGUCUUACACAAUAGUUGCCUUGUCUUACACACUAGUUGCCUUGUCUUACAGGUCGAUAAAGUAAAAAAAAACAAAAAAUGUUCAAACUGAAGCACGCUUUUGCUGGGGGUUUUAAAUACAACACAACCAAUUGAAUAGGUUCAAUUUGUAAGCCAUUUCUUACUUACUCCUACUGGAAAGACAUAUUUAUUUAGUAUCGAAUUAAGACCUACGGAGGUCCUAAGGUGGUGGAAGCUUUGACUCCUCCAGAGGCGUACUUAGGGGAACGUGAAAUGGGGGUGGGGGUGACGUCACUCGGGGGGGGGCAUUUUUUGGUUACUAUAUAGUCUUAUUAAAAGAAAUAUCCAUGUGUGUGUGUUGUAUGCGCACUUUUGGGAGAUCGCCCCAGGAAACAUUAAGCACAGUAUACCACCGCUGCCCCACAUCCUUCACGAGAAGUUCGACUGCAGUCAACCCAUUGUUUCUUAACACGACGGAAAGGGAGACAAUUAUUUUUGUUUUACAUUUUUGGUCACUAAAUCACUGAGUCCAAUGCCUGACAAUCAUCUCUUCAUUCCAUUCAUCCGUGCUGUUACCAAACGACCAAUUUCUGACAAUCUACUUUUUAUUCUAUCCACCCUUGCUGUCUGUCAUCAAAAGAAGACAGACACUCGCUCUGUUGAUUACCGUAUGAAAAUAAAAAAAAGGUUUACGACUUGUGUUGUUUUCCUUAUUCCCACCCACCCCCGCCCAUUUUGGGUACGUAGGUUAAAAAAAAAAAAAGAUUGACAUAAGUAGUUUUAACAACAAAACUUCCCUUGUUUUCCUCAGCUGUGGCGUCUAUGCCAUAGCAUUAGACCCACUGUCCUGCUACCAUUACAGAGAAGAUCAGAAAGCUUACCCGGAGUGUUGAGAAAGAUUGACAUAAAUAGUUUUAACAACAAAACUUCCCUUGUUGUCCUCAGCUGUGGCGUCUAUGCCAUAGCAUUAGACCCACUGUCCUGCUACCAUUACAGAGAAGAUCAGAAAGCUUACCCGGAGUGUUGCAAGCCAAUCAUCAAAUGUCGCGGCGAUGAAGGUUUUAACGAAACGAUGUUGCUAGGGUGAUUAA